CGCGACCUUCCCAGCGGCCGAGAGGGCCUUGUCCUGUUCGCUCUCAGAGAGGACGGGGUGAUCCGCCGCCCUGCGCGCCCCGAAAGCGACCCGCCGGCUCUGCCCCUCUGGAGUCCGGCUGCGGAUCUCCAAGCCGCUGAUGGAGAAGAAGCGCCGAGCGCGCAUCAACGUGUCAUUGGAGCAGCUCAAGUCUCUGCUGGAGAAACACUAUUCGCACCAGAUCCGGAAGCGCAAACUGGAAAAGGCAGACAUCCUGGAGCUGAGCGUGAAGUACAUGAAGAGCCUUCAGAGCUCGCUGCAAGGGCUCUGGCCCGCGCCCAGCGGAGCCGAAUACCCGUCCGGUUUCCGCGGCUGCCUGCCCGGCGUGAGCCCGUUGCUGCGGAGCGCAGAGGAGGGCGGCGGCGGCCCGCGCUGCUCCCUGGCGCCCGAGAGCGCGGGGAGCAGCACCAUGGACAGCGUCCACCUCGGGCGGGGCGCCCAGGCACCGCGCCGCCCCUGCAUCCCUGCAGCCUGGGCUCCCACUCCGGCAUCCAGCCACUCACGCUCCCCGUCACCAGGGCUCCUGCUCCCCGGGGAUCUCCCUGGCUCCACCAGCGUCCCUGCGCCGCAGCCAGCGCCGCGCCGCCGAGCCGAGAGCCCGGGCCCUGGCCUGCGGGUGUGGCGCCCCUGGUAAGUUCCAGGCGAGCCUCGCAUUCCAGGGACCCCCGGACUGGUUGGGGAUGCAGAGACUACUUCGGACGCAUCUAUGGUGACCGCGGGGAGCUCUCGGUCUCCAGUUCCAGGUCUGGGGCGGGGGCAGC
This is a messenger RNA of Cavia porcellus (domestic guinea pig), 800 nucleotides long. RefSeq names its product hes family bHLH transcription factor 3 (gene Hes3). Gene Ontology annotation, molecular function: RNA polymerase II cis-regulatory region sequence-specific DNA binding; DNA-binding transcription factor activity, RNA polymerase II-specific; protein dimerization activity. Gene Ontology annotation, biological process: regulation of transcription by RNA polymerase II; anterior/posterior pattern specification; regulation of neurogenesis. The coding region runs from base 140 to 673 and encodes 177 amino acids. The record is from RefSeq and is a predicted model, not a curated record. Gene Ontology annotation, cellular component: nucleus. The transcript is spliced from 4 exons. NCBI's taxonomy places the organism in Eukaryota, Metazoa, Chordata, Mammalia, Rodentia, Caviidae.